ACACAAGGACUUAUGGAACACAAAAAUGACAUUGUCAACACAACUGAACACGAGUGUGACUAUUUUUUUUUUUUUUUUCAAAAACUUGGUAUCCGGCCUACGACCAACUAACUAAUCUUAGGGGACCAAUCCCACCGCCAUCUUAUUUAAAGCCAAUUUUUUUUUUCUCUGUAUGGACUUAGCCCACUGAAAUUAACAUCAGGGGAGUCACGUUGUUAACUCGGCAUGAAAUGAGCAGUGUAACACAAAUAGUUCAUUAGUGCUGUUUGUUCAUGCCUAGCAAAUUCACUUACCUCACUUCACCAGUUUUAAUUGUAAACUAGCAUACACGUGGAUCUGGGGUUGAUUAUCUUGUUUCUUGAUGGGGUCCUUUGAGGAGAAUGAUCAUGAUAUUUUCGUGGAGCCUUCAUCUUAUGGAGUCCAUGAUUUGAGUCCUCGAAUAGGUCCUGAGUACCAGGCGGAAAUUUCUUUUGUGAUUAAGAAAUCAGAGCAGCUUUGAAUGAAUCCUGCUGAUUCAGAAUCCGUGCAUGAUAAAUCACGUUCCUUUGAAAUUGGUUUUCCCAUCUCAGUCACAUGGAGUGAUGCUGAUACAAAGAGUUUUCUACUUGGUUUGUUUAUUUUCAGGAAGAACUUUGUUCAGAUCAAAAGAUUCUUAGACAACAAAGGGAUGUGGGAAAUACUUUCAUUUUACUAUGGAAAAUUCUACAAAAGUGACGUAUAUCGUAGAUGGUCAGAGUGCAGGAAGAUAAAUGGGAGAAACUGCAUCAUAGGACAAAGACUCUUUACUGGACCAAGGCAACACAAUCUCAAGAUGCUUUGUUACAGGUUUCUAAGUCGUAUAUGGAGGGCGUAACUUCUCUAGAAGAAUACAUAUCUUCUUUGAAGUCUAUGGUGUUCUUGUUGAGGCAGUAGGUAUUGGCAAUGAGAAGGGAGACCUUACUAGGCUUGGUGUGGAACAUGGAAAGAACAGUCGAGCGUCUUCAGAUCCAACCAGCAAAUCUUUGUUUUCUCUUAGACCGAGUGAUAUAAUACAGUCUUUAACAGGAGGAUAUCGGCUUAGCAACCAAGAGUACUGAACUCUUCUGGGAAGCUGUUUGGCCCCGCUUACAGGCAAGAGGUUGGUACUCCGAGAAACCAAAGAAUCGAGGCUAUGUUACUUCUGAAGAUUAUCUGGUUUUUCUUAUUCCCAGUGUCAAGAAGUUCUCGAGGAGAAAACUUGUUAAAGGUGAUUAUUACUUUGAUUCUGUUAGUGAUGUCUUGAGCAAAGUAGUAGCUGAACCAUAUGUUCUUGAGCUUGAAGAAGAAGCUAAAGUUGGUAGCUUUAAUGAGGAAGAGCUGGAAAAGGGAUCAAAUGAAGGUGAUUUAUCUGAUGAUCAUCGUCAAUGUUACCUCAAGCCCUGAUCUUCUCCUUACAAAAAAGAUUAUACCAAAUUCAUGGUUAUUGAUACCAGUUUGGUGCAUGGCAGAAAGCUAUCUGAUCUAAGGGGAUUGAAAUCUGUGCAUAUUAAUUCAGUGUGUAAACUUGAGGUAUAUGCUGAUGGUAAAAGAUAUAAAGGGAAAAUAUAUACGAGGAAAGUAAGCCAUAGCAAGGAUAUGUCUAAAAGUGUUAAACAGAAUUCGACAGAGUUAACACUUACUGAUUCCAAUAGACUUUCUGAAGGAAAACUAUUGAAUGUGAAACAACUGAGAUAUCCGCCCGUUGAAUUUGCAGAUGCUUCUACGAUGGCUACUGGUCUUCUGAGAGAAAGUACGGGUGGAAUUUCAACUGAUGAUUUACCAAGUAUGGUGGAAGCUAAGAUGCGGAGAUGUGGCAAAAAGAAAAUCAAUGAAACUGAUAGUUGCAGGAGUGUAUCUAACAGUGAUGCUACCUAUAAAAAAGUAUAUGAUAUUUCUGAUAAUCAUGCAAGGAAGAUGGUUGAAAUCCAGAAAAGUCAACAAGCCAACGUGUUAGACGAUAACCGACUGAAGAGGAUCAUAAAAUUUCAAUUCAAUCGGAGGGCAAGAUCAGGUGAUUCUAAUCAUGUAGCUGUUCCUAUUAAAAGGAGAAGGUUGACUGCCUGUGCCAAGGCAGAGGAAAGGCGUAUCAUUGGGAAUUCUUCAGGAGGUAUAGGAUCAGAUAAACUAGGAUUCUCUCUAUCUUCUAGCUUUCCAUAUUCCAACAAAAAUGUUUGUGAUCCAAUUAGUCAUCAGCAGAAUGGAAGUUCAACUGUUUUUUCAGCAGAAAGAAUUGUGGAAGAGAAUAAUGAAAAGAACAUUUACUACGACAGUUAUCAAUGCACAAGUGUUUCUUAUUAACCAUUAUUCUCCAGGCGUAGAGAACAAAAAGAUAUAUUUGAAGCCAACAGGACAAAGGUCUGCAGACUGAUGAGUUGGUUGAUAAAGAAUGAAGACUCCGAGUAUUAUCAGAAGCUGAGAGAGUUUGAAUAUAAAAAGACUGCACGAAACAAGUUAAACCAGGUUGUGCUGCAGAAACAUCAGAAGAAUUUGGCAAAUGAUGUCAAUCGAGAAACAGAUGAAGCAGUCAUCAAGACGCAGCAGGCUGAAGAGAAGAACACUGAAGAAAUCAAAGUGAAACAGGUUGCAGAAGCUCUUGCAUCUUCCUACGGAAACCAGUUAGCCUCAACUUCCUCGGCGCUUAAUGACAAUGAAGUGGUCAUUCUGACCAAAGCAAAGUAUGAACGGAUGUUGCAGAGUGCUGAGAAGGUUGAUAAGCUUGAAGAGAAACUUCUACAAAUCCUGAACCUUCUUCAACAGAGAAACAUUGUCAUUUCCGACGGGUUAACCACUCAGAAAGUACAAACUGUUAAAUCUGUAAAUUUCUAGGGGUAUACUACUUGAAUUUGUCAUUAUACAGUAGAAACUAUAGCAAACCAAUGAGAUCAAUUGCAAAACAUUUUCAUUUCAAACAAAUGGAAUGAAAAAAAUAGAAACUGUACUAAAAUUUUGACAAUCAUCAAUCACCAAAUCAAGAUAUGAGAAGUCUUUGAAUUUUGCAUAUAUUCCUCGAAUGACGUUGAAAGAGCCUCCUUCAUGGACAACACAUCGAAAUCCAGUGUCAAGAGAAACUGGGGGCUAGUCCAACAAUAUCGACCACAAAUAGUUCUGAAAAAAAAUUCUAAUACCCCUUUAUGGUCAUCAAUAAUACUCUAAGCUUUACUAAUAGUCUUAACAAAGAAUUUUUUUCCUUUCAAAACUAGUUUUGUUUCUAGCAUACAAAAUAUCAUAACACAAACUAAAAGCAAAACCAAUUUGACCUAACUCUGAGACAUGAUUG
Trifolium pratense (red clover) is the source of this 3274-nucleotide messenger RNA. RefSeq lists its product as uncharacterized. The record is from RefSeq and is a predicted model, not a curated record. The transcript is spliced from 4 exons. Gene Ontology annotation, cellular component: nucleus. The coding region runs from base 1435 to 2295 and encodes 286 amino acids. NCBI's taxonomy places the organism in Eukaryota, Viridiplantae, Streptophyta, Magnoliopsida, Fabales, Fabaceae. Gene Ontology annotation, molecular function: transcription corepressor activity.